Messenger RNA from Octopus bimaculoides (California two-spot octopus), 1836 nucleotides. RefSeq lists its product as uncharacterized. The record is from RefSeq and is a predicted model, not a curated record. Gene Ontology annotation, biological process: regulation of transcription by RNA polymerase II. NCBI's taxonomy places the organism in Eukaryota, Metazoa, Mollusca, Cephalopoda, Octopoda, Octopodidae. Gene Ontology annotation, molecular function: DNA-binding transcription factor activity, RNA polymerase II-specific. Gene Ontology annotation, cellular component: nucleus.
GCCGGGAGAUGUGGUCUAUGAGAAUAUCAAUGACUGGAAGAGUGGGUACAGAGGUGUAGAGGGAAACUACGUCUAAACUAAAAGGGUAUUUGUUAGUUUUAAGUAUGGCGGGGUCAAUAUCUUUGAGUCUUGUGAAGAUUUCAUAGGAGCUGCUGACGUGUCCAGGGAAUGCGUGUAGUAAGGACUUGAGGAGUUUAGAGAGGAACCAAGAAAUCUUAUAGAAAGGACUGUUAAUUCCUGAUACUAUGGGACUGAUUUUAAGCUUAGGUCCAGGUUUUUGAGUUUUUAUUAAAUAGUAGAAGGAUGGAAGGGUGGUGUUUUUAGAUCUGUAGUUCAGCCUAGUCUUCUUAGAGAGAUUCCUUUGGUGAAAGAUAUUGGUCCAGCUGGUGUUGAUGGUGGACUCCAGUUGGUGAGGUGUGAUGUUGUAAACCUUUUCAUAACAGUGAGUCCCUGGGGUGUUCGAUAGCUAGUUUGGGGUUGUGAGGGGAAGGGUGGAGUGGGUUAUCGAGAUGGUAGAUGGGGUAUCUAAGUCAUAACCACGAAAUAUGGAAUACAAGAUUUUCAUUAAAUUCAAAAUGGUUAAAAUUGAAGAUUGUUGCCAAAAUUGUGGUCAGGUGUCAGCUCUUUAUCAAUGUUAUCGGUGCAAAAUGGUUUCCUAUUGUUCCAAAAAUUGUGAAAGAAAGCACAAAAAAGAACAUAGCAGAGUGUGUUUUACUCCUCAAACUACACUGAAUCAAAUAAAUCCAUUGACUGAAUCAGAAGUAACAUGUUCCAAUAAUAAAAAAAAAUCAAAUAAUGAAAAAACAGAUAAUAAAAAAGAGUGUUUAAAAGACAGUUCCAAUGGUAAAACAGAAAACUUGUGUGAAACAUGUUUUAGAACUAAUAUUCCUUUAAAGAAAUGUUCUAAGUGCAAAACAACUUACUACUGCUCAACUGACUGCCAGAAAUAUGAUUGGUCAACACAUAAAAGCAAUUGUAAGGUUCCAGAAAUGAAUACUGAGGUGAAGUAUGAGAAGGAGAGUGGCCAUGAGUAUAGCAAGGAGAGAAGUAACAAAAAAGAUCCAGUGAAGGAGAACAGUGUGAGCGUAGAUGAUGGGGAUGGUAGUGAUCCAGUGAAGGAGAGCAGUGUGAGCGUAGAUGAUGAAGAUGGUAUUGAAGUAGACAGCAAGGUAGGCAGUAAGAAUAAAAAGAAAAGAAAUAGAAGAAAAAAGCGUAAGAAUGUCAACAGUCAUGAAGGUGAAAUAUGUGACAGUUGUGGUAAUUUUUAUGAAUAUUUAAUGAAAUGUGGCCAGUGCAAGAAUGCAAAAUAUUGCUCAAAAUCUUGUCAGAAAUCUGCAUGGCCUCAUCACAAGAAAUUGUGUACAUCUUCUAACAACGCAAAUACUGAAUCUUCAAGACUCAUAGAUAAUUUCCAGAAAGCUAUACAUGAAGCAGAAAGGAGAUUUCCCUGCCAUAAUAAAAUUACAAGAUUUUAUGAGGUUUCAGCCGGAUGUAUGCCUCAUCUUUCCGAAAGAAAUAAACUUCUUGUUGCUUACAUUUUAGAAGUAGGAUUCCACUUCUUUAGGCCUUCUUUUUUCAUCCAAGAUAUUGAAGGUCGCAUAUGUAGUCUGAUAUUUUAUCACAAAGAAUCAGAUCCUCAUCCAUAUUUUUCCUGGGACCAAUUGAAAGUUGGGAAAUAUAUUUGUAUCUUGGAACCCGAGAUUCAUUUUUUUCUUGAUGGACAAGUUGGUUUUAGAAUUAAUUCUACUAAGGAUGUUAGGGUUUUAUAAAAUGUUGGGUUAAAAGAAAUAAAUCUAUUUUUCAAGUAUUUAUUGUUAAUAAAUUUAUUUUAUCAAG